Molecule: messenger RNA, 5838 nt
Organism: Cyclopterus lumpus (lumpfish)
Lineage: Eukaryota; Metazoa; Chordata; Actinopteri; Perciformes; Cyclopteridae
Product: inactive phospholipase C-like protein 2
Exons: 6
Coding region: 221-3547 (1108 amino acids)
Biological process (GO): intracellular signal transduction; lipid metabolic process
Molecular function (GO): phosphatidylinositol-4,5-bisphosphate phospholipase C activity
Source: RefSeq, a predicted model, not a curated record
UGCACGGUGCACGGAGCCCCCCCCCCCCCCUCCUCCCCUCCCCUCUCCUCUCUCUCUGACUGUGGGAAGCCGACCGACAUGUGCACGGAGAGAUGAUAUGGCAGAAUCGCGUGCACGUUUUACAACGAGGCGAUAGGCCGGAGGAAAGCUGAAACACAAGGCUUCUGCUACCCGACGGCUCGUGCGUGCGCUUGCGUGUGCGCGUGCUCGAGAAGUGCCUAUGGCGGAGUUCGGCGGCAGCCUGCCUCCAUUGAAUGGUGGGGACGCGGCCGUGCCCGGCGACGAAGACGCCGGCAAGACGCAGUGCGAAGUGUCGGUGUUGAAUGGAAACUGCGGGAUAUCGGGCAACAUGGUCGGCUCGGGAUCCCUCGUCGCACCGGGCAGCCAAGCCGGGCUGGAUGGAGCCAACACCUCCGUGGGGUCGGACCUGAAAUGUGAAAUACCUCGCCGGAGCAGCAUUAUCAAGGAUGGCUCAAGACAACGCAAAGAAAGAAAGAAGACGGUAUCAUUCAGCAGCAUGCCCACAGAGAAGAAAAUUAGCAGCGCAAGCGACUGCAUCAACGCAAUGGUGGAUGGCUCUGAGCUGAAGAAAGUGCGAUCCAAUUCCCGCAUCUACCACCGCUACUUUCUCCUGGAUGCCGACAUGCAGUCGUUGAGAUGGGAGCCCACGAAGAAGGAAUCAGAAAAGGCCAAAAUUGAUGUGAAAUCCAUCAAGGAGGUGCGGACAGGCAAAAACACAGACACUUUUAGAACUAAUGGAACCUAUGAUCAGAUAUCGGAGGACUGUGCCUUCUCAAUCAUCUUUGGGGAGAACUAUGAGUCCCUGGACUUGGUGGCAAACACUGCAGAUGUAGCCAACAUCUGGGUUACAGGGCUGAGGUACCUGAUCUCCUAUGGGAAACACACCUUGAAUAUGAUAGAAAGCACUCAGAACAACAUGCGCUCAUCUUGGCUCGGUGAACUUUUCGAUGAGGCAGACGUUAACAACAGCAGAAAAGUAUCGAUAUGUGCUGCUGUGCAGCUCGUCAAGAAGUUGAACCCUGGACUUAAAAAUGUGAAAAUAGAACUGAAGUUCAAAGAGAUUCACAAAGCCAAGGACAAAGCAGGUUCCGAUGUGACUAGAGAUGAGUUCAUUGAGGUCUUUCAUGAUCUUUGCACCAGACCAGAAAUUUAUUUUCUCUUUGUUCAGUUCUCCAGUAACAAAGAAUUUCUGGAUAGCAAGGACUUGAUGAUAUUUCUGGAGGCAGAGCAGGGUAUGGCACAAGUCAGUGAAGACACCAGCUUAGAGGUCAUUCACAAAUAUGAACCAUCUAAAGAGGGCCGGCUUAAGGGUUGGCUUUCUCUAGAUGGGUUCACCAACUAUCUCUUGUCUCCAGAGUGCCAUAUAUUUGACCCUGAACAAAAAACAGUUUGCCAAGACAUGAACCAGCCCUUGUCCCACUAUUACAUCAAUGCAUCCCACAACACAUAUCUGAUUGAAGAUCAGUUCAGGGGUCCCUCUGACGUGACAGGGUAUAUUCGUGCCCUCAAGAUGGGCUGCCGCAGUGUAGAGCUGGAUGUUUGGGACGGGCCUGAUAACGAACCUGUUAUUUACACAGGUCACACGAUGACGUCGCAGAUAGUGUUUCGCAGCGUCAUUGAUGUCCUCAACAAGUACGCCUUUGUUGCAUCCGAGUUUCCACUGCUGCUGUGUUUAGAAAACCAUUGCUCCUUAAAGCAGCAGAGAGUCAUGUUUCAGCACAUAAAGAAGAUCCUCGGAGACAAGAUCCACAUAGAUCCCCCGAAACCUGAGGACUGUUACCUCCCCUCCCCCUUAGAACUGAAGGGAAAGAUCCUGCUGAAGGGUAAGAAACUGAGCACAAACUGCACGGCUUCAGAAGGCGAGGUGACGGACGAGGACGAGGGGGCCGAAAUGUCUCAAAGGGUGAGCAUCGACUCGGCGGAACAACAGACAGUCGCACCCAAAAAAUUCCAGCUGUCGAAGGACCUCUCUGAUCUGGUGACCUUAUGCAAGUCUGUGGAGUUCAAAGAUUUCCCAACAUCCUUCCAGAACCAGAAGCAAUGGGAGCUUUGCUCUUUCAAUGAGGUCUUUGCUAGUCGCUGCGCCAGCGACUUCCCAGGUGACUUUGUGAACUACAACAAGAAGUACCUUGCGCGAGUUUACCCUAGCCCCAUGCGGAUCGACUCCAGCAACAUGAAUCCACAAGAUUUCUGGAAGUGCGGUUGCCAGAUCGUGGCAAUGAACUACCAGACUCCGGGCCUGAUGAUGGAUUUAAACAUCGGUUGGUUUCGUCAGAACGGGAACUGCGGCUAUGUGCUGCGUCCGGCCAUCAUGAGGGAGCACGUAUCAUAUUUUAGUGCCAACACUAAAGAUUCAGUGCCUGGUGUUUCUCCACAGCUCUUGCACAUCAAGAUCAUCAGUGGACAAAACUUUCCUAAACCCAAAGGCUCAGGUGCCAAAGGAGACGUAGUAGACCCCUACGCGUACGUGGAAAUCCACGGCAUUCCGGCUGACUGCGCUGAACAGAGGACUAAAACGGUCAACCAGAACGGGGACAACCCUCUGUUUGACGAGAGCUUUGAGUUUCAGAUAAAUCUCCCCGAGCUUGCAAUGGUGCGCUUCGUGGUGCUCGACGAUGACUAUAUUGGUGAUGAAUUUAUCGGCCAAUAUACCAUCCCCUUCGAGUGUCUCCAGCCAGGUUUCCGGCACGUACCGCUACAGUCGCUGACGGGGGAGGUUCUGCCACACACCUUGCUGUUUGUUCACGUGGCCAUAACCAAUCGGAGAGGGGGCGGAAAACCACACAAAAGGGGACUAUCUGUACGAAAGGGCAAGCGGAGUAGAGAGUAUGCCAGCAUGAGAGUGCUAUUGAUCAAGGCUGUGGAUGAUGUCUUCAAAACAGCCAUGCUGCCACUGAGGGAGGCAACAGAUCUCAGAGAAAACAUGCAGAAUGCCAUUGUGUCCUUUAAAGAGCUGUGCGGCCUUUCAGCGGUUGCCAACCUGAAGCAGUGCAUCUUGGCUCUUUCCCCUCGACUGACCGGACCCGACAACAGCCCCCUUCUGGUGUUCAACCUCGCUGACCAGUACCCGAACUUGGAGCACCAGGGUCUGCUACCAGAGGUCCUCAAGAAAGUCACCACCACCUAUGACAUGGUGAUCCAGACCAGCAAGACUCUGCUGGAGAACUAUGAGGCGGUGUACGAGAGAUUUCUACAAACCCAAAAAGCAGCGAUGGAGUUCCAUGAGAACCUCCAUGACCUGGCCGUGAAGGAGGGGCUGAAGGGCAGGAAGCUGCACAAGGCGGUGGAGAGCUUCACGUGGAACAUCACCAUCCUGAAGGGUCAGACGGACCUCCUGAAGCACGCCAGGAGUGAAGUCCAGGAGAACCUCAAGCAGAUCCACUACGCGGCCCUGACCAGCAACCUGAGUAAAGGGGGACCGGCGGGCGGCUCGUCCGGCUCCGAGUCCAAGAGCAGACGCAGCCUCGAGGCCAUCCCCGAGAAGGCCCCGGUGGAGGAGGAGGAGCUCACCGAUGAGGACCACUGAAGACCCACGCAGACCUGCUCCUGGGGCCCACAUGCAGAGCGCUACUCUGUUCCUGCCUCCUGAGCUCACAACCCAAAAGCUCUCUCUCUCUCUGCUUUACCACACACACACACACACACACACACACCAGUGUUUUUCCACAUUCCGUUGUGUACAUUCCUGUAUCCCCGAAGCACAGCUGUAACCUCUCAGACGUCUGCCUUGUAACCAUCAAUAAAAAUGCCACGACGACUCCGGGACACACAUCCCGAGUUCAGCUCACAGGAAGUCGGAGGCAUUGUUCCCGGGUCUCAAACCGAAGCCACAGGUCUGAUGCACAAACACAUAACCUGCAUCAGAGUGCCAGACAUGACCCCCCACCCCCCCUCUUCACCUCCAGUCCGGUCCAUUCGUCGGGAGCCUCCCUUCAUUCCUCUCGCCCCGUCGUAUUUCCGGGGUGAGCUGGGGGAGCCGAGUGAACCAGCAGCCACGUGCUCAUCCAAGACGUUGACCUCACUGUUCACAAAAGAGCCCUUUGGAUGAUUAUUGUAAGAGAUUUCCUAAAGCACAAUGUUUCUUUUCUUUUUUGGAGAGUUAUGAAUGUAACGAGACAGGCGGAGCGAAGUAAAAAGGAAAGAAAUGUCAUGAAUGAGAGUAAAGAGCUGUUUACAAUACUGAACUUGUCCAUGUUCUUGUCUGCCAUAAUAGUAUCCUAUGUGUAUAUAUGGAGUUUCCUGUUACAUUUGUUUCUUUCUGCAGAGUACAUCAUUUUAUUAUUGUAUACUUGGAAAUAUAAGAUUUAUUUUAUAAAAAGAUAUAUGAACAUGUCUGUGGAAGAAACCCAGAAGUUGUAUUUGUCAGUAGCCGAGGAGGGUCGUGACCUCAGAGGACUAAUAAUAGAUCGUUUUCACCCGUCUCAACAACCAGCAGCUGCGUGAGAAAGAACCGCGACUGGGCGUCGCCGACGUGCACGUGAACGCCGACGUGCACGUGCACGCCAACACUUUGACUUUUCAGCAUUUCACUCUGGGAAUGUGUUUUCGGGUUCUCCCAUUUCAGGGCCCUUUUAAACUGUUGUGUGUUAUAAAAUGUUAGAAGCUCUCAACCAACUCCACCGUUACUUAAAAAGUUAAAACUAAUCCCCGUCCUCGUAAUCACUCGGUUCAGUUCUCUGGAACACGUCUCACUGGGAACCAGCGAGGCUUUGACUGGGAGGUCAUGUACAAAAACAAAGACUUCAGUUUGAGCUGUCGGUCUUUUAACGGACUCUGGAGGACCCUCUGAGGACCCUCUGAGGACCCUCUGAGGGUCUCGGGGGGUGGUGGGCUCCGAACGUCCCCCCCCUUUGUAAGAAUGUAAACUCAGGUCUGUGGAGAAGGACGUGAACUUCAGAGGAAUAACGGCUGCGUCUCCAUUCAUGUUGACAAAGUAGUUCCUGUGAUGUCAUCGGACCACGUUGCUGUUGACAGGUUUAUGCCUUUUAAAAAAGCCUUUUCCCCCACAUGUUACUCCAAUAGUGCUCCAGCUUGCUCUUCAUGUCUCCUCUUGCAAUAAGUGAGAGAGGAUAUCCAUACGCUGUGAUCAAUACGACCUUCAGGAAGGUUGCACUGGUCCAUUUAACUGCUGCGACUCCUAUUAAAACUACAGGCCUCGUUAUGAACCGACCAAUCACGUCGCUGGUAGCCACCGUGACUCAUGUUUAAGCAGUAAUUUAAUAAAAGCUUCAGCAUCUACAGAAGAUGUUGAACCCCCAAAGUGAGUUAAAGCUUAAGACUGCACACGUCAGCUUUAAAAACAAAAAAAAACAUCAUUUGGCGUAAAGCCACGUCUUUUGCUUUUGGAGCCGAGCGAUAAAAAAACAAACUGUUCAAGGAAUUUGAUGGAUGUUUAAAAAGAAAGAGAAAAGAAAAUAGAUUUUCACUUCAGUCUGAGUUUUAAAACUAGAAACCCGCUGGUUCCUCGUCAGUUUCUUUACCGUCACUAAAGUGUUCUUCAGGGGUACUUUUAGGGGUCUUAUUUAUUUAUUAAAAAGUAAUAAUUCCCUUUUUUCUUCUGUGAGCCUAUCGUUCCUUUUAAGAAAAUUAAAUAUUCAAAUCCUAAAUUGGAUGUGAAAAAUAAUUCGUUUUCCAUGGAUUAUUGGGAGGCACGGUCAAAAAUAUUGAUCACCAGCGAGAAAUCAAUGACAAAUGUCGGAGAGUAAUUGAUCUCUUUGGACUGUUGAAUGAACGCUGCUUCUUUUCUUUGUGUUCAUCUGCAGCUUUUUUAUGUUCAACAAAACACAGAAAAUAAACUAAUGUUGUCUCUGAGUCUCA